Molecule: messenger RNA, 1428 nt
Organism: Cryptomeria japonica (Japanese cedar)
Lineage: Eukaryota; Viridiplantae; Streptophyta; Pinopsida; Cupressales; Cupressaceae
Product: UDP-glycosyltransferase 73E1
Exons: 1
Coding region: 1-1428 (475 amino acids)
Molecular function (GO): UDP-glycosyltransferase activity
Source: RefSeq, a predicted model, not a curated record
AUGGCUCAUCACCGCCCUCAUCUGGUUCUCCUACCAUCUCUGGGAAUCGGGCAUCUCAUGCCCCUUCUAGGCCUCGCCACCAGAUUGGCGGCAAAAGGCUUCACAAUUUCCCUUGUUCUAGCUUCUCAUCAAAUCUCUGUUGCCCAACAUAGAUUACUCUCGUCUGGCCUGGAUAUCCGAAUACUGGAACUCGACCUCAAAUUGGAGCUCAACACUAACAGCAAUACCAAUCCAAAUGUCCUGGCCUCUCUUGUUGCUCAGAGCCAGACGAUUCUCCGAUCCCCCUUCGAGAAUCUUCUCCACCGCAUGUUUGAUGAUGGCGGUCUGGACGGACUACCCCCUCCUCUCUGUAUAAUCACCGACUUUUUUCUGGGCUGGACGGUGGAAUUCGCUGCUAAAUUCGGCGUUCCUAGAAUAAACAUUGAAUGUUGUCCACCACAUGCAAUGAACCUGGUGGAAUCCCUCUGGACAAUCCUCCCGCGCAACUUGGAGCGCUCUGAUUCAGGCCGCUACAUUGUGCCGGGCCAGGGAAACAAUCUCACCCUCCUCUCUGCCUCCGAAAUGACGUCCGGAAUGGUCGAAGCGGAUGCCUCACACCCAAAGCACCUCUUUUUCAAAACCCUGUUAGCCAUAAACCAAAAGGGCAGCUGGGCAACCAUCUUGAACACAUUCCAAGAGCUCGAAUCAGAUCAUAUCGACCAAUUCCAGAGCCGAUGCGCUGGGCCUGUCAGAGCUGUGGGGCCGUUGCUUCCCCUUCCGGGCGCCCGCCGUUUGUCCGAUUGCCCCGAAUUAGAGUGGCUGGACGGCCGACCUGCGGGUUCGGUUGUGUAUGUGUCCUUCGGCUCUGAGAAUUCCAUUACCUGUGCAGAGAUGAAUGAGCUGGCGUUGGGUUUGGAGUCGAGCAUGAAGCCCUUUUUGUGGGUGCUCCGGCCACCGACCGAUGCAGGUUCCGAUGCCCUAGGGGAGCUUUUACCCCAAGGUUUGCGGGCCCGGACAGAGCAUCGGGGACAAAUUGUAAUGGGGUGGACGGAUCAAUUGGCCGUUCUUUCACACCCGGCAAUUGGGGCUUUUCUUACACAUUGCGGAUGGAAUUCUUUGCUGGAGGGCAUUUCUUGCGGGGUGCCCUUUAUCUGCUGGCCGAUCAAUGCCGAGCAGCCGUUCAAUGCCAAAUUUAUAGAGGAAGAAGCGAAAUGCGGGCUGAGGAUUUGGAAAGGGGCGAGCAGGGAUGAAAUUCGGAGAGUUAUUAAGAGUGUUUUGGAUGAUGAGGACGAAGCAGGGAAGGCGGUCAGGAGAAAUGCGAUCAGGUGGAAAGAAAUGGCGGAGGGGGCCGUGUGUGAGGGUGGAUCUUCAGCCAAGAAUUUGGAUAGUCUCGUCGCUGACAUUUUGGCUCUGCAACGACGCAAGGAGAAACCGAUUGCCUUGGGUUGA